Loa loa (African eye worm) is the source of this 873-nucleotide messenger RNA. RefSeq lists its product as hypothetical. The coding region runs from base 1 to 873 and encodes 290 amino acids. The record is from RefSeq and is a predicted model, not a curated record. NCBI's taxonomy places the organism in Eukaryota, Metazoa, Nematoda, Chromadorea, Rhabditida, Onchocercidae. The transcript is spliced from 8 exons.
AUGUCAUCGGAUCGUUUCAAACGUAAGGAAGUUAAAACUUUAAAACAACGAUGGAUAAUGAAGCAUAAAGAUCGUGCGGAUGAUAUACCAGAUUGUCCAUCUAUUGAGAGUAUUGUCAACAUGCCAACAGCUAGUGAAAUUCCGUCGUCCGAAAAGACUGCAGUUAGUAAUACUGUAACUGAAUCGCCAGCAUCAAGUGCUAAAUUACCGGAUAAUACAACACAACCGCAAACAACAAGCACUGGACAAGAAAACUCAACAAAAUCGACGGGUCAUGAAACAUCCAUAAUACCUGAACAACGAGAGCGACGACGAUCUCGAAAAAGUAGCAGGCGUCAUAGAAGAAAUAUGACCAUAUCCAAUUCAAGUAGCGAAUUUGCUAUCCAAGGUACAGCAUCCGAAAGACGUGAUGAUAUCCCGAUGUGUCCAGAUAUCGAGAAUAUCUGUGAAAUUGAUCAAAGCGAGAUGGAUGAUGAUAUGUCUGUUCAUCGAUUUUCUCAUGCAUUCUAUCAAUUACUUGAUGAUUCCCUCCUUCUCCUAACCAAAUUCGCACAAUUCUUGAAGGAUCAUCCUCGUCCUGCAACAAUAACAGGUUUCAUUGUUGCCAGUUAUUUAAUCAUUAGUUACUUGGAGCUCUCCAUUGCGGCAUUUAUUGAAUUAAUUGCUCAAGCAAUUUGGCCAAUAUCACAUGCUAUACUUCUCUUCAUCGAACGUCUUUCCAUAAAUUUUGGCUCAUUCAUGCAUUCUUCCGAUGAUAUUAUCAGGGGCGCAUACUGCGAUGUGGCAGAGAUUUGGUGUAAACAUUUUCAGAUGAUGUGUGCUGAUCGAUGUUCAUUUUUUAGUAUGGCAGUAGAACGAUUAAGAACAAAUUAA